Messenger RNA from Lactuca sativa (garden lettuce), 774 nucleotides. RefSeq names its product ribosomal protein L23AA (gene RPL23AA). Gene Ontology annotation, cellular component: ribosome. Gene Ontology annotation, molecular function: rRNA binding; structural constituent of ribosome. NCBI's taxonomy places the organism in Eukaryota, Viridiplantae, Streptophyta, Magnoliopsida, Asterales, Asteraceae. The record is from RefSeq and is a predicted model, not a curated record. Gene Ontology annotation, biological process: translation.
GGAAAAUGUUUGGCCCAUUUAUAUGACAUUCUUUUCGUUUACUAUAAAUCUCAUCUCAUCAUAAACCAAAACCCUAGUUGCUGCCGCGCGUAACUCUGUUCGUCACCGUUUUGCAGGUUGAUAGCUUAUUGGAGUAGCUUCUGUUAGCAAUGGCGCCUAAAGGUGAUGCAACAAAGAAAGGUGAUGCAAAGUCACAAGCUUUGAAGACAGCCAAGGCUGUAAAGACUGGCUCAACAUUCAAAAAGAAAGCCAAGAAGAUCAGAACCAAGGUUACCUUUCACCGCCCAAGGACGCUAAAGACAGACAGAAAUCCCAAGUACCCACGCAUCAGUGCUCCACCAAGAAACAAAUUAGACCACUACCAGAUCUUGAAAUACCCUUUGACCACAGAAUCUGCAAUGAAGAAAAUUGAAGACAAUAAUACCCUUGUCUUCAUUGUUGACAUCCGUGCUGACAAGAAGAAAAUCAAAGAUGCAGUCAAGAAGAUGUAUGACAUCCAGACCAAGAAAGUCAACACCUUGAUCAGACCUGAUGGAACAAAGAAGGCAUAUGUUCGGUUAACUCCAGAUUAUGAUGCCUUGGAUGUUGCAAACAAGAUUGGAAUCAUCUAAGUAAGUUGUUUUAAAGUCAAAAAGGUGAUUGUCGUAUCAACUCUAUUGUUAGUUUUAUUGUCUUGAAUAGGUGAACUAAAUUUAUUUUUGUUUGCUUUUAAUUCUGGAUUCAAUUUUGUUAAUGGAUCAUACUUUUAUGGUUGGAGUUAUUUUGUUAUGUUGA